AUGUACUGGAACACCAAGGAGUACAUGUCGGAUCGCCUGGUGAAGCCGGUGCUGAGCCGAGCCAACUCGAUGAAGAACCUCGGCCAUGUGGUGCUGGAGUCCAGAGUAUCAAACUACGCAGCAGAUCGCCUGGACGGAGCCCUCAACGUGUGCGACAAAUAUGUGGACAGAUAUCUCCCGGCGGAACCUGCCGGAGACUGUACCGAUUCUCCCCACCCCACCCAGCAGCAGUCAGACGACUCCCACAAAACGCAUGUCAUCCAAACGAUUCACCGCGGCCAGCAGAUAUCCCGUAAACUGACCCGUCGGUUGACGUUCCGCACCCGUCAGGAGCUGACCGCCCUCAAGAAGCAAAGUACCGAAGCCGUGCACGUGGUAUUCUACGCUGCGGAACUGAUCGCCACCAAUCCACGGCUAGCCAUGCAGAAGGGUGUCGAACUGUGGCAAUACCUGAGCGCUGAUGAACCGGAAAACCAAGCCCGUCCGCAGACGCUCGAACAAUUGGUGGUCCUGUUGACGAGAGAAUCCGUCCGAAAGAUGGUUCAUCUGGUUAACUUCACCGCCGGAGCAGUGACCAAGGUGCCCAGGACGAUCCGUGUGCAGACACGCGAGCUGCUGCACCACAUGAUGUUUGCCACCGAUCGGUUGAUCAAGGCUGCCCACUUGGAGAACGCUAAGAAUGCAACCAUUACCGAAGCAACGGGAUUGAUGCACCGGAUUCAACACACCUAUGAAGAACUGCAGAAUCAAACUAACCUGGCUUUGGAACGUUUAGCAGUGUUUCUUUCCGGCCGGCUGGAAGCGGAGAAGAUCACAACCACCGACAACCCCCGGCGAAGGAUCCAAAACCGAGCGAACCAUAAUCCAAUGCAUAGUAGCAUCAAUGGCGUUUAUUAGCGUACGGACGGCCGAGCUGCUGCACCGGCAGCUCCUCCGUGAGGGCACAGCGCUCGAACCCAUUCUCAACAACGACAACAACGGAUUGGCGGGACGUGAUUGAGAGAUCAUGAUGAUAGCCUUUCUCACUUUUUAUACAUGUUUUUUUGUUGGUGUAAUAAUGUUACGGUUUUGUCGAUGAUUAAAAAGUUUCAAUAUA
Molecule: messenger RNA, 1096 nt
Organism: Aedes albopictus (Asian tiger mosquito)
Lineage: Eukaryota; Metazoa; Arthropoda; Insecta; Diptera; Culicidae
Product: lipid storage droplets surface-binding protein 1
Biological process (GO): lipid storage; positive regulation of triglyceride storage
Cellular component (GO): lipid droplet; cytosol
Source: RefSeq, a predicted model, not a curated record